AUGAUUGGUGGAGAGCCAUAUACUCUUGGACUUUUUGAUACUGCAGGGCAAGAGGAUUAUGACAGAUUACGACCGCUGAGUUAUCCACAAACAGAUGUAUUUCUAGUCUAUUUUUCAGUGGUCUCUCCAUCCUCAUUUGAAAAUGUGAAAGAAAAGUGGGUGCCUGAGAUAACUCAUCGCUGUCCAAAGACUCCUUUCUUGCUUGUUGGGACCCAAAUUGAUCUCAGAGAUGACCCCUCUACGAUUGAGAAACUUGCCAAGAACAAACAGAAACCUAUCACUCCAGAGACUGCUGAAAAGCUGGCCCGUGACCUGAAGGCUGUCAAGUAUGUGGAGUGUUCUGCUCUCACACAGAAAGGCCUAAAGAAUGUAUUUGACGAAGCAAUAUUAGCUGCCCUGGAGCCUCCAGAACCAAAGAAGAGCCGCAGGUGUGUGCUACUAUGA
Messenger RNA from Pipistrellus nathusii (Nathusius's pipistrelle), 444 nucleotides. NCBI's taxonomy places the organism in Eukaryota, Metazoa, Chordata, Mammalia, Chiroptera, Vespertilionidae. The record is from the annotation of a GenBank genome assembly.